Aegilops tauschii subsp. strangulata is the source of this 2805-nucleotide messenger RNA. NCBI's taxonomy places the organism in Eukaryota, Viridiplantae, Streptophyta, Magnoliopsida, Poales, Poaceae. The record is from RefSeq and is a predicted model, not a curated record.
AUAAGAGUUAUAGGGGUAUUACUUUGAAAGGUUUUUCUUUUAUUUCACUUUUCCACUGUGGUUGCAGAGUGUAAAUGCGUUUUGUCAAGUGCUUGUUACUAGCAGAAUGCACUAAUAGUUUGAUUGAUACAUCACCUACUUCAUUUUGCAGUGGUCAUUUUGAUAAUCAGGAAAAUAUACAAGUAGAACAUCACCAAACAGUGAGACAGUAGCAAAUCUCAGAAGGCAAUGGCGGAAAUUGUGAUUCUUCUAACCAUUAAAAAGAUUGGAAGUGCCUUGGCAAGUGGAGCGGCUGACCAGGCAAGCGCUCAAUUUGCAAAGUACGGGACACGACUAAUAGAGCUACAGGGCAGCAUGGGUCGGGUAGCGAGGGAGCUACGUGUAAUUCAUGAUGUUCUCUGUCAAAUGGACAUUAGAAACCAGAACAAUCAAGUGUACGAGGGCUGGUUGGAGGAGGUACGGAAGGUAGCACAUGUGAUGGAGGACAUGGUGGACGAAUACUUGUAUCUAGUUGGUGGAAAACAUGAUAUAGGGUGUUGCUUUUACAUGAAAAAAGGGUUCAGAAAACCAAGAUCUCUGCUUUCUUUGAAACGGAUAGCUUUCAAGGUGAAGGAAAUAGAGAAAGACCUUACACACUUGUCAGAGACAAAAAAACGUUGGGUUUGCAUGAUAAACAAUGAGGAUACUAGCAGCUCAAGUUACAUUGUCAAGAGGUCCCAAGAUCUAGCAAACAUUUCACGUUCUCUCGAUGAAGAAGAUCUAGUGGGGGUGGAUAAGAACAGAGAAAAACUCGAGCAGUGGUUGGCAGAUGGUGAUUUGGAACACUCCGUGAUAGCACUGCUUGGAAUGGGAGGGCUUGGUAAAACAGCUUUAGCUGCAAAUGUGUAUAGGAAAGAGAGAGCGAAAUUCCAGUGCCAUGCUUGGGUAUCCAUCUCGCAAACCUAUUCUAGAGAAGAUGUCUUCAGGCAUAUAAUCAAGGAGCUUUUCAAAGACAAAGUCAGUGCUCUAUUUAAUGCUGCAGCGAUGGACAUCACAUCCCUUGAAGAGACACUGAAGGGAUAUCUAGAGCAAAAGAAGUAUCUGAUCAUAUUGGAUGAUGUUUGGACUCCAGAAGCAUUUGAUGACUUGUGUAGGGUGCUUAUUCAUAAUGAUAAGGGUAGUAAACUGAUAAUCACAACGAGAGAAGGCAAUGUUGCUGCACUUGCCUCUCGAGGACAUGUCUUAACACUAGAAGCUUUACCAGAAGACAAAGCAUGGGAUCUCUUUUGUAAGAAAGCCUUUCCCAGAGAUAUAAAUCAUGAGUGUCCUGCACAGUUGAAUCCUUUGUGUGGAGAAAUAGUUAGCAAGUGCAAAGGCUUGCCUCUUGUUAUUGUCUUGUUCCCAGAAGACUAUAUUUUCAAAAGGAAACAACUUGUAAGGUUAUGGACAGCAGAGGGGUUUAGUGAGGAGAGGGGUGAAAGCACAUUAGAAGAAGUUGCAGAGGGCUAUCUGAAGGAGUUGAUUGAUAGAAACCUGCUACAACUUUUUAAAAGGAACUCAUUUGGUAGGAUGAAGAAAUUCAGAAUGCAUGAUAUCUUACGUGAAUUGGCACUUGAUUUGUGCCAGAAGGACUGUUUUGGUGUUACAUAUGAGGAUAAAUAUGGUGAGUCUCUUCAGAUGGAUGGACGUCGAUUGGUGUUGCACAAACUACAGAGGGAUAUUCAGCAGCCAAUUUCUAGUAUACACCGAUUUCGAACUGUCAUUACACUGGACGAUAGCAUGCCAUCAUUUACUCUACUACCUCUGCUGUGUAAUAAGUCAAGAUAUAUGGCAGUGCUAGAAUUAAGUGGUCUACCCAUAAAGAAGAUUCCAGAUGCUAUUGGAGAUCUUUUUAAUCUCCGCCAUUUGGGCUUGCGUAAUUCAGAAGUGAAGAUGCUCCCGAAGACUGUUGAGAAGCUUUCUAAUUUGUUGACACUUGACCUUCAUGGAUGUGACAUACAGGAGUUGCCUAGUGGGAUUGUGAAACUGAAGAAGCUUAGGCAUUUAUUUGUUGAGAAUUUCUUUUAUGUUGAUAGGAGAGAGAUUCAGUGUUGCACUGGUAUGCGUAUCCCUAAUGGUCUUGGAAAUCUAACACAUCUGCAAACACUACAAGCAUUGGAAGCACAGGAUGAGUCUAUUAGACAUUUAGGGGAACUGAGGCAACUGAGAAGCUUAAGGUUGUGGAAUGUGAAGGGAAUUUACUGUGGAAGAAUCAGUGAAUCUCUAAUUCGGAUGCAGUAUUUGUCGUACCUUGAUGUGAAUGCAUGUGAUGAGAACGAGGUUCUAUUGUUGAAUGUUCUCAACCCGGAUCUGCAAAAGCUAUGUUUGACUGGACGAUUAGCAGAAGGGGCGUUAGACGAAUCUCCCAUCUUCCAAGCUUUUGGGGGGCAGAACUUGUGUUCAUUGGCGCUAUCAUGGUCACACCUCAGAGAAGACCCCCUUCCAUCCCUUUCUCGGUUGUCAAACUUGACGCGUCUACAAUUCACCAGAGCAUACAACGGACAACAGUUGGCAUUUCUUACGGGGUGGUUUCCCAAGCUAAAGAUUCUCUCGCUAAGAGACCUGACUAAUCUGAGUCGGCUAGAGAUACAGCAAGGUGCCACGGCGAGCCUAGAAAAAUUAGCACUAGUCAAUCUCAAUAGCAUGACGGAGGUCCCACCUGGCAUUGAGUUCCUCACGCCUCUCCGGUUUUUAGGCUUCCUUGAAAUCACUGGUGAUUUCUUGAUGCUGUUGCGCCAAUGUUCUGCAAUUCAAGGGACGCAGUGGCAGUAUUCUCUCCGAGACUGA